This is a messenger RNA of Acipenser ruthenus (sterlet), 3241 nucleotides long. RefSeq names its product GTP-binding protein 4-like. Bases 78 to 1982 code for a protein of 634 amino acids. Lineage: Eukaryota; Metazoa; Chordata; Actinopteri; Acipenseriformes; Acipenseridae. The record is from RefSeq and is a predicted model, not a curated record. Gene Ontology annotation, cellular component: nucleolus. The transcript has 17 exons. Gene Ontology annotation, biological process: ribosomal large subunit biogenesis. Gene Ontology annotation, molecular function: GTPase activity; GTP binding; RNA binding.
CAGAUUUGUCGGUGGUUAGUGUUCCGUACACGCUCUCGCGACAUUCAAGGCUGGUGAGUGCUGCAUAGGGUGGCAAGAUGGCUCUCUACAACUUUAAGAAGAUUAUGGUGGUGCCCACCGCAAAGGACUUCAUAGACAUCACAUUAUCGAAGACCCAAAGGAAGACCCCCACGGUUGUUCAUAAGCAUUACCAGAUCCACCGAAUCAGGCAUUUUUAUAUGAGGAAGGUGAAAUUCACGCAGCAGAGCUACCAUGACAGACUCACCCAGAUCCUAACUGAUUUUCCAAAACUGGAUGACAUUCAUCCUUUCUACGCAGAUCUUAUGAAUGUUCUGUAUGACAAAGAUCAUUACAAGCUGGCUUUGGGACAGAUCAACAUCGCAAAGAACCUCAUCAACAAUGUUGCCAAGGACUAUGUUCGGCUGAUGAAGUACGGAGAUUCUCUUUACCGCUGCAAGCAGUUGAAGCGUGCAGCUUUGGGGCGUAUGUGCACCAUUGUCAAGCGACAGAAGCAAAGCUUGGAAUACUUGGAGCAAGUACGUCAGCAUCUUUCCCGUUUGCCAACCAUUGAUCCCAACACCAGAACUCUUCUGCUUUGUGGGUACCCCAAUGUUGGAAAGUCUAGCUUCAUAAACAAGGUGACCAGAGCUGAUGUUGAAGUGCAGCCCUAUGCCUUCACCACAAAGUCUCUCUUUGUGGGACACAUGGAUUACAAGUACCUUCGCUGGCAGGUAGUGGAUACUCCUGGUAUUUUGGACCACCCUCUGGAAGAGAGGAACACCAUUGAGAUGCAGGCUAUCACGGCGCUGGCCCACCUGCGCUCUGCCAUCCUCUACGUGAUGGAUGUGUCUGAGCAGUGCGGGCACGCUCUGGAGCAGCAGCUGGAGCUCUUCCACAGCAUCAGACCCUUGUUUGCUAAUAAGCCAUUGAUUGUUGUGGCUAAUAAAUGUGAUGUGAAGAAGAUAGACGAUCUCUCUGAAGAAGACCAGAAAAUCUUUGCAGGUUUUGAGGAGGAGGGAAUUCCAGUCAUAGAAACUAGCACCCUGACAGAGGAGGGAGUCAUUCAAGUGAAAACACAGGCUUGUGAUAAAUUGCUGGCUCACCGGGUUGACAGUAAGAUGAGAGGAAAGAAGGUGCAUGAUGUACUGAACAGAUUACAUUUAGCUGUUCCUUCUAAGAGAGAUGAGAAGGUGCGACCUCCUUUCAUUCCAGAGGGGGCUUUGGCGCGCAGGAAAGCAAUGGAAAUUGAUGCACCAAAACGCAAGUUGGAGAGAGAUCUGGAGGUGGAGCUUGGUGAUGAUUACACCCUGGACCUCCAGAAAUACUGGGACUUGCUGAAUGAGAAUGAGAAGCAUGAUAAGAUCCCAGAGAUAUGGGAGGGUCACAAUAUAGCUGAUUAUAUUGAUCCUGAAAUCAUGAAGAAACUUGAAGAUCUGGAGCAGGAAGAGGAGUUGAAAGAGAAAGCUGGAGAAUACGACUCGGAUGAUGAAAGUGAAGACGAGGAGAUGCAGGAGAUCCGGCAGCUGGCCAGCCAGAUCAGAGAGAGAAAGAAACUGAAAAUCAUUGCAUCCAAAGAGAAGGACGUACAUGGACCAAGAAUGCCCAGGACUGUAAAGAAGGUUGAAAGAAAGACUCUUGAAAGAGAGAUGAGUAGCCUUGGUAUUGACAUGAGUGAUAAAGAUGACGCCCACUAUGCUGUCCAGGCCGGCAGAUCCAGAAGUCUCACCAGGAAGCGCAAACGUGAAGCCUCAGAGCCACCAACAUCCAGAACUCGCAGCCAGAGCGCCUCCCGCCCUCCACGGGACGUCUCCGGGAUUCGGGAUGCUAAGAUGUUGAAAAAGGUUAAGAGGAUGAUGAAGAACUCCCAGAGAGACAUGAAUCGUAUGGGCAAGAAAGGAGAGGCUGACAGACACGUGUUUGAUCUCAAACCCAAACAUCUGUUCGCAGGCAAGAGAAAGUCAGGCACCAACGACAGAAGAUAAAAGUGAUAUUUCAGUCUUUGAUACAAACUGAAUUUACUUCACCGUGCUUGGUAUAUUGUCUUCUAGAGAAAAUGCAUAAUUCAAUGGACAGAUUCAAACUCUGCCUUAUAUAUUUGUUUGAGGGACAGGAAUGCUGUAAGCCUGCGUUAUCCUCUUCCUGAUGUGUUUAAUUCGGUAAUGCAAUGCUGCUCCAGUUUGGGUUUGAAAAGUAACAUUGAGGAUGCACACAAGUCCAGCAUGAAGUGUGAUGGAUGUACAUAUCGGAUUAGAACUGAAUAUUUUACUGGUUUUGUAAACCCUUGGUGCACUAUUUGCUCUGUAGGUGUCUGCAGUGUUCAUUAAAAUGCUGCAUUUGGUGUUAUUUCCUAAAUACAGGAAGCUCUUUGUAUUUAACCAGUCAAAUAGUGCUUCAACAUCAGGGUUGGAUAAGUCUCUUAUUACAUAGCAGUUUCACCCAUUCCAGGUUUUAAUACAAACUUGAUAGUAUAUACUGUAGGUAUCAAGCUCAGGUGUCUUAUUAGAUGCACAGUAAAACCGGGAAUGGAUCAAACUGCUAUGCAAUGGGAGUCCAUGAUCAGCAUCAAUACUUCCUACCCGUCUACAAAAGGGCCUUGUUGGAAUGUCUUGAGUAGAAACUGGUUUUUAACGAGUAACAUGUUACCUUUUUUUAUGCCAUGUUCCAAAAUAGUUGGAUAUUGUAUCCAUGCCCUUCAACAUUUAUAUCACAGACUCCGAUUGCCACUAAUGAUGGACUUGCUUACCAAGUCGAAGAUUAGUGCUCAUCAAGAUUAGGUAUCUAUUUAUCAUACGUUCUGAGGAAAGAAACUGACUGGAAAGAGCUGCAGCUGUAUUUCUUGUAGAACAGUUCACAGUGCCAGGGAUACACCUGGAUUGUAAAUGUGGAGUGCUAAUUCCAGGAUAAGCACGGGUGGACAGUUGAUUCAAUCCUUGGUGAAUUCAUAGUGCUGUACAAGACUCUUAAAGAAAACAAACUUGCUUAUCCCGGACAGGAAAUUAAGUAGACAGAUGUUUGGGGGUAAUUCCUGCAUACUUGGGGGAAUUUGCUUAUGCCAGGUUGUUUAACAUGUUCCAUGUCAAUUUGAAAUACAUACACUUUAAAUGUAUGUAUAGUAUUUGUUAGUUAUUGUACUGUAUAAUUUGUAUGCUUCUACAUUUUUGGUCAGGCAUUGGGUAUGGUGAAAUGUAAACUUCAAGUGAAGUUAAACCAUGUCUCUAUUAAAAAUAUCUCUUCUCCAUGA